This is a messenger RNA of Patiria miniata (bat star), 3527 nucleotides long. Its product is annotated as protein FAM186A-like. The record is from RefSeq and is a predicted model, not a curated record. NCBI's taxonomy places the organism in Eukaryota, Metazoa, Echinodermata, Asteroidea, Valvatida, Asterinidae. Gene Ontology annotation, cellular component: nucleus; cytoplasm. Gene Ontology annotation, biological process: protein phosphorylation; actin cytoskeleton organization. The transcript has 8 exons. Gene Ontology annotation, molecular function: protein serine/threonine kinase activity; ATP binding. The coding region runs from base 162 to 3323 and encodes 1053 amino acids.
CUUAGUUCGAAACGCACCGCAACCACGUUGCGGCAAAUGUAAACACAAAGGCUCUGUUCUUGUUUAGCGUUCAUCGUGCGAACAAGUGCUUUUUCUGAGUUGCGUAUUGCGGCGAAAGAAAGCGACUUCGGUUAUCAGACCAGUGAUCCAGCGAUUCUACAAUGAAUCCAACAACACCGGGAACUCGUUCGGCUAAAAACCGUGCGACUACUUCCAAGGAAGUGGGUGAUCGUGGAGGGGAUAGACCCGCAAGGAUGUCCCCCUCCUUCGCUUCCAGGGAGACCCAACUUGGAGGGGCUAGACCCGUAAGGAUGUCCCCCUCCUUCGCUUCCAGGGAGAACCAACUUGGAGGGGAUAGACCCGUAAGGAUGUCCCCCUCCUUCGCUUCCAGGGAGACCCAACGUGGAGGGGCUAGACCCGUAAGGAUGUCCCCCUCCUUCGCUUCCAGGGAGACCCAACGUGGAGGGGAUAGACCCGUAAGGAUGUCCCCCUCCUUCGCUUCCAGGGAGAACCAACUUGGAGGGGCUAGACCCGUAAGGAUGUCCCCCUCCAUCGCUUCCAGGGAGAACCAACUUGGAGGGGAUAGACCCGCAAGGAUGUCCCCCUCCUUCGCUUCCAGGGAGAACCAACUUGGAGGGGCUAGACCCGUAAGGAUGUCCCCCUCCUUCGCUUCCAGGGAGACCCAACUUGGAGGGGCUAGACCCGUAAGGAUGUCCCCCUCCUUCGCUUCCAGGGAGAACCAACUUGGAGGGGCUAGACCCGUAAGGAUGUCCCCUUCCAUCACUUCCAGGAAGACCCAACUUGGAGGGGCUGGACCCGUAAGGAUGUCCCCCUCCUUUGCUUCCAGGGAGAACCAACUUGGAGGGGAUAGACCCGUAAGGAUGUCCCCCUCCUUCGCUUCCAGGAAGAACCAACCGGGAGGGGCUAGACCCGUAAGGAUGUCCCCCUCCUUCGCUUCCAGGGAGACCCAACUUGGAGGGGCUAGACCCGUAAGGAUGUCCCCCUCCUUCGCUUCCAGGGAGAACCAACUUGGAGGGGCUAGACCCGUAAGGAUGUCCCCUUCCAUCACUUCCAGGGAGACCCAACUUGGAGGGGCUAGACCCGUAAGGAUGUCCCCCUCCUUCGCUUCCAGGGAGAACCAACUUGGAGAGGAUAGACCCGUAAGGAUGUCCCCCUCCACGUCUUCCCGUAUCACCCAACAAUUGCAAGGGCAAGUGUUGGGUAAGUUCCCAGUGGUGUCCCUGUCACCUCUGGGAUUCUACCGGCUGAUUGGAACUCCGGAAUCGGAUCCUCAAGAUCUCAGCCGUCAAGGAGGGGCUAGACCCGGUAGGAUGUCCCCCUCCAAUAAAACCAAGGAUGGCCCGCGUCUCAGGGUCUUGUCGAGACAACCAGCAAAUCCACCUGACCCUGUUCAGACGGGAGGCCAAGGCCCGGCAGCGAACACCAGGCUUCGAGAUCAAGCCCGCGCCGGCCUUCGAGCCGCAGUUUCCGAGGCUCAGCCAUCAGCCCCGAUGAAGCUGCCACGAGGUGGGACUACGAAACAACAAGUGCCCCUGCGAAAGGCUCGCCAGACCACCCAACUCGAAGCGCAACAGCAGACCGGCAUGUCCUCUCGAACCAUCCGUGUGAAGGACACCAAGGUCCGCUUCGAUCCAACAUCAACCGCAGAGCAACCCUCCGGAGUUACAAAACAACAUCCUCGGGAUGGGAAAAGCUCUCCGCGGCAAACUGCUGCACCUACAGGCGCCGUAGCACCUUCGAUAUCUGAUGUCAAUGCCACUCUGACCACACCACCGGCGCCUUCAGGUGCUGCACCACCUCCGACACCAAGAAAAUGUACUUGCAAAAGGAAACACCUCGGUGUCAUCAUCAAUUCUCCACCUGAGACCUCAAAGAGGAUGAGGAUGUCCUCUCCUCUCUCUGACGAGGAGGAAACCGAGUCGAUGCCAGCAAAGCUGCACGUCACAGUUGGCGAGCAGACUGGAAGAAUGGUAAUCACUGAGAAAAUAGGACGAACAUCACCUAACGUAACCACAGCAAAGAGGAAACAGGGAGACUCGAGCCAGACUCAUCUUCCCUUCAAGAAGAGGAAGUUCGAAUCUGUGAUGAGUCUUGAGAGUCAUGACAACAGACCCUCCACGUCUCAGACGUCGGAGUCGGCAGACUGUUUACCAAGAAAGCACAACAAGCAGCGUUCACGAGGCAUCCAUCCUAGAUGUGCUUUCAUAAGGAGCAUUUUACCACCAACUCCUCCAUCAAGACCAACCACACACCUGCCGACACCAGAGCGCCCCCUACGAGGGCUCACUGCGGAAAACAUUACCCAACUAAUGGGUUUGGUACAGAAAAUUUCCUGCAAAAGGAAGCUAAAUUUAGGACCACGGCCAUCACCAGAGGAAGGCCUGAGUCCAAAUAAGAAGUCGAAGUCUUCCACCGAGAGCUCACCAACUCCUCCUGUCUCCAGCCCUUCCUCACCCAUCAACAUCCCAUGCUUAGACCCUGGGGAUGUAGAGAGUGUGUUGAACGACCAGGGUUGCCCAAUAAGUCUCGGUGCGGGAGACUUCGGCGAGGUGCUACUGAUGCGAAAGAAAUCAGACGGUGGCCUUUUGGCGGUGAAAAGACUCAAGUUCUCCAACUGCCCUCAGAAGGCCUACAGAGAGAUGCUUAUUGAAAUCAAGGCCAUGAUGGCAGUGUCGGGGCUGAAAGAGUUCCCAAGAUUCAUUGGGAUCAUCGACGAAAGCACCUUUGCUAUGGAGUUCGUCGGGGACCCAAAGACCUACUCGGCGAAGAGUGUGCAUUCCUGCAUGCUGGACCGAAGCCUCCUGACUACCGUGGACCGCGCGCGCGUCUCCAUUGACAUCACACGCGGACUGAUCAAGCUCCACCAAUCAGGUUGGUUGCACAAUGAUCUCCAUAAUGGCAACGCACUGGUGUGUACAGACCCUACCACCGACCAACCAACAGCCAAAAUCAUUGACAUGGGUAAAGCUUCCAGGAUCAACAAACCGCCUCCACCGAAUCGGUUCUGCAAGAGCGUGAAGUCUUACCACUACAAGAAUUGCCAGCAGAUUGCUCCUGAUAUUGUGGAAGGUACAUCACAAGUCAAUGAGGCUAGUGACGUCUACAGUCUAGGUAUACUACUCAAGGACAUCGCCCUCAAUAUACGGGAUCUGAAAUACGUCAGAAACCUUGGGAUAAGGUGCUGCCAUAAGAAUCCUGCCAGGCGACCUACUCUAGCAACCGUGCUUGGAGAUCUGAAGAAAUUUCAGGAGAAACUGGUGGCUCGGAAAAUGAAAGAAACACAGAUGAUUCAGACAAGAUAGUGGUUAUGAAUUAUUUUUGUCAGUCAUUAUCAUCACUCUUGUUGGUCUAGGAAAUGGCCUUCCAAGUCAUGCACGAAACCGACGGAUCUUCUUAAAUCCUUUAGAGGUACGAUCGGUUGUCUUACCAUUGCGUGGAUGUCUAUGGCGGAUGUACCCAGGUGUAGGCUUAUGCACCAAGCUGCUAGCUGUGCAGAUUUCUUCUGC